This is a messenger RNA of Chaetura pelagica (chimney swift), 1155 nucleotides long. Its product is annotated as acidic mammalian chitinase-like. The record is from RefSeq and is a predicted model, not a curated record. Lineage: Eukaryota; Metazoa; Chordata; Aves; Apodiformes; Apodidae. The coding region runs from base 1 to 1155 and encodes 384 amino acids. Gene Ontology annotation, cellular component: extracellular region. Gene Ontology annotation, molecular function: chitinase activity; chitin binding. The transcript has 10 exons. Gene Ontology annotation, biological process: carbohydrate metabolic process; chitin catabolic process.
AUGGCCAAGCUUACUUUACUUACCGGUCUGGUCCUUCUGCUGAAUGCCCAGAUAGGCACUGCCUAUGUGCUGUCAUGUUACUUUACCAACUGGGCUCAAUACAGGCCUGGCCUGGGAAAAUACAUGCCUGACAACAUUGACCCAUUCCUGUGCAACCACCUGAUCUACGCCUUUGCUGGGAUGAACAACAAUGAGAUCACAACUUAUGAAUGGAAUGACGAGACCCUUUACAAAUCCUUCAAUGGCUUGAAGAACCAGAACAGAAAUCUGAAGACCCUCCUGGCCAUUGGAGGAUGGAAUUUUGGGACAGAGAAGUUCUCCACAAUGGUUUCCACACCUCAGAACCGCCAGACCUUCAUCAGAUCUGUCAUCAGAUUCCUGCGUCAGCACCAGUUUGAUGGUCUGGACCUUGACUGGGAAUACCCUGGGGCCAGGGGCAGUCCAGCCCAGGACAAGACUCUCUUCACUGUCCUGGUUAAGGAAAUGGUGGCAGCCUUUGAGCAGGAAGCCAGACAGGCCAACAAGCCCCGUCUCAUGGUCACCGCUGCUGUUGCUGCAGGACUUUCCACCAUUCAGGCUGGCUAUGAGAUUGCUGAGCUUGGGAAAUACUUGGACUACAUCCAUGUGAUGACUUACGACUUCUAUAGCGCCUGGGAUGGACGCACUGGGGAGAACAGCCCUCUGCACAAUGGGGCUAACACCCAACUCAGUGUUGAAUAUGCUAUGAACUAUUGGAAGAACAAUGGUGCUCCAGCUAGGAAGCUCCUUGUUGGAUUCCCAACCUAUGGACAUAGUUUCACUCUCCAAAACCCAUCUAACACCGCUGUUGGGGCACCAACAUCAGGACCUGGGCCAGCUGGACCUUACACACGGGAGGCUGGAUUACUGGCUUACUAUGAGAUCUGUACACUCCUGGACUCCGGAGCCACCCAGGCUUGGGAUGCCUCCGAGGACGUGCCCUAUGCCUACAAGGGCAGUGAAUGGGUUGGCUAUGAUGACGUCAAGAGCUUCAAGAUCAAGGUUGACUGGCUGAAGAAGAACAAUUUUGGAGGUGCCAUGGUUUGGACCCUUGAUAUGGAUGACUUCACAGGCUCUUUCUGCAAGCAGGGCAGAUAUCCCCUGAUCACCACCCUGAAGAACAAUCUUGGUCUGUGA